This is a messenger RNA of Xiphias gladius (swordfish), 4616 nucleotides long. RefSeq names its product cholinergic receptor, nicotinic, alpha 11 (gene chrna11). NCBI's taxonomy places the organism in Eukaryota, Metazoa, Chordata, Actinopteri, Istiophoriformes, Xiphiidae. The record is from RefSeq and is a predicted model, not a curated record. Gene Ontology annotation, cellular component: postsynaptic membrane; synapse; neuron projection. Gene Ontology annotation, biological process: chemical synaptic transmission; nervous system process; monoatomic ion transmembrane transport. The transcript is spliced from 12 exons. The coding region runs from base 1 to 1557 and encodes 518 amino acids. Gene Ontology annotation, molecular function: transmembrane signaling receptor activity; acetylcholine-gated monoatomic cation-selective channel activity.
AUGUGGCACUCGGUGGCUCUGCUCCUCUCUGGAUUCUCUGCUUUGAUCCACGUGUCGUUGCAGGGUCCUCACCAGAGGAACCUGCUUAAGAAUCUCAUGAAGGACUACAACCGGAUGGAGCGGCCGGUGGGAAACGACUCCCACCCUCUCACCGUUGUCUUCUCCCUCAGUUUGAUGCAGAUCAUGGACGUGGAUGAGAAGAACCAGGUGUUAACCUCUAAUAUGUGGCUACGGAUGAGUUGGUUCGACCACUAUCUCCAGUGGAACCAGAGCGAACAUCCUGGAGUUAAAAACCUCCGCUUCACCACAGAUCAGGUCUGGACGCCAGACAUCCUGCUCUACAACAGUGCAGAUGACGACUUUGACUCCACCUUUAAGACCAAUGUCCUGGUAAACUCCAGCGGCUUUGCCGAGUAUCUGCCUCCAGGGAUCUUUAUGAGCACAUGCAACGUGGACGUUCGCUGGUUUCCUUUCGACAUCCAGAAAUGCGAGCUGAAGUUCGGCUCAUGGACGUACGAUGGCUGGCUGCUGGACCUUCAAAUGAAUGAAGCUGACAUUUCAGGCUACAUGCCCAAUGGAGAGUGGGACCUAAUGGGAGUUCCUGGCACCAGAAAUGAGGUCUUCUACGAUUGUUGUAAGGAGCCAUACCCGGACGUGACGUUUGUUGUGACGAUACGGCGGCGAACGCUCUACUACGCCCUGAACCUGCUCAUCCCCUGUGUGCUGCUUUCUUCUAUGACCCUGCUCAUCUUUGUGCUGCCAGCUGACUCUGGGGAGAAGAUCUCACUGGGUAUCACUGUCUUGCUGUCUCUUACUGUUUUCAUGUUGCUGGUCGCUGAGAUCAUGCCAGCCACGUCCGACUCUGUCCCCCUUAUAGGACAGUACUUUGCCAGUAUAAUGAUCAUCGUUGGGAUGUCAGUCAUCGCCACAGUGGUGGUUCUGCAGUAUCAUCACCAUGAUCCGAAUGGAGGAAACAUGCCGAAAUGGGUGCAGCUCAUCUUGCUCCAGUGGGUAGCAUGGUUCCUGCGUAUGAAGCGGCCAGGAGAGAAUGAUGACCCAGAGCGCCCCCCGUGCGCCCCCCAUCUGCGUCGCUGCUCCUCCAGCUCCCAGAGCGGGAGCAUCCCCAACCCUCCGGACCCCACCCUCCAUCCUGCUAACAACAAUGGGAGCCUUCUUUACAUGGGCUUCCAGAGCAUGGAGGACCCUUUCUGUAGCUCCCCACCACCUCCUACCCCUAAUAUGGAUACUUUGGGCUGUCCCAGCACUGUCUCCAGUGGUGGGGGCUUUGGAGGUGGACCCGGAGGGCUUGGAGGAUGCUCGACUGCAGGGAUAGGAGACCCCCAGCUGCAGGCUAUCCUGGAGGAGGUGCGUUACAUGGCGGACCGUUUCCGAGAGCAGGACGAGGCUGAGAGCGUGGCUGACCAGUGGAAAUUUGCAGGCGCUGUAAUCGACCGCCUUUGUCUGGUGGCGUUCAGUGUUUUCAACAUCAUAUGCACCAUCUCUAUCCUCAUGUCUGCCCCAAACUUUGUGGAGGCUAUUUCAAAGGACUUCAUUUGAAAGCAUAGAGGGAAAAAGAGCAGGGGAAGUGUGAAGGAAUGGAUGAGGGGAAUAAAAUAUAGGAUGAAGAAUGGAUUGGGCCCGGAUCCAAGGAAACAUAAUUUCCAGCGUACUGUAGGCUCUGUGAUUUGUGAUUGCAAGGAACUGGGAAACAGAAAAACACAAAUGGUUUUCUUUGCAAUACAUUAUGUUCUGUAACUGAAAUAUAAGAAGAAAAGGCAUGAGGAAGGGGAUAAAGAGUGAAGUUAAACUGAGAUUAGGGUGAACAGGGUGCUUUCUCAGAUUCUCGUCAAGGUGAAAUGGAAUUUGUUUAAGUCGAAGACUUUCCCCCAAAGUUUAAGGAUCAAGAAAGAGAGGAUAUCAGUCCAGUGCAACCUCAAGUAAGCCAGCUCUUAAAGCAAGAAGGAGAUUGAUAUAGUAAGAUGGGAAAAGAGAGCAGCAGAUAGAUAGAGAUAGAUAAAUAAGAAAGACGUUUGGCUGUUUUAUUUUCUUGAGGAGGGAAGACAGCCCUUCACUCCCACAUGUUGAGGGAAGAUGGCAUCAUUUAAAGUGAUGUGAGAAAGAGAGGACAGGGAGAAGAAAAAGGGACUUUUACAAGGUCGGGAAGGAACGAGACUUCAUCCUUCGUGACAUUGGCAGAGUUAAGUGGAGUAAGCAGCGUGAUGCUCGGAUAUACAAAAGCGAACCGAAGAUCAAGAACGUUGCAGCAGAGAGGAACAGGAGAAGAUCUCAUCUAUUAUUCAAUCACAUCUUUCUAAUGACCGUCAAAUUGAAAGACUUCGGAUAAUCUUUAAGGCUAAUAAGCUUUUAAAAGAUGAAGUCCCCUCUCUACUCGCAAACCUCUUUAAAUUUCCAAGGUCUUAUCUCUUUCAGACGAUUACCAAUCUGCAACAAUCAGCAGAGAUCAAAAGCUCCUCAGCAGCGGGCACAGUUUCCAGCGCUUAUCAUGACUGGGAAACCGAAUUACCUGGGCAUCAGCACCGCGGUGGCCAGUGGCUGCACCACAGUGGAGAAAGUUACCUAACUGUAUCUGGCAGGCUCCAAAUAGCCUAACUGAUGUCGCCGGAUUUCAUAUUAAUGGUUUAAUGGCUGAAAUGUAGUUCAGGUUUUUAGAAGAACACAAUGGGCACAAGUAACACCCCAUCAAAUUACUGUCAGAUCAUUUCAGGGAUUUACAGCUUCAUGAGUGAUUUCACGUUUAUCUAAAAUAAGAUGAGUUUUUAAUAGACCUGUAUUUUCAUGAAAUUGAUUCCCUUUAAUAAAGUAGUGAUUUAAAAGGUUUAAAUUUAAACUAUGACCUUCACCCAAAGAUCAUCUAUGGCUGUGUCUUAAAUUUAGUUUGCCUUUGAAGGAAUUGAACUUCUUCUUCUACUUACUAAGAUUCAGACAACCAUAAAUGACUUUACUGUGUCUCUGCUAGCACUUUGAAUGUAUGCUGGAUGUUAGGUUAGCCCAGCUUAGCUCAGCUCAUUUCAUUAGAUGCCUAUGGGUUCAAGUAGCUGCUCCUACUAAAUGUUAAAAUUUUUCCUGUCUGGCCUGACCAAAGUGCAAGUUGUGUUAUAUAUUAGUAAUUUAGAAUUAACAGAGAAAUUAGAUUAUAUCAAAUGAACAAUCUGCUACUUCUUCUCACUAUAGCUGUUUCCAAUAUCAUUCAGUUUUUACCGUAGAGUGCGGCAUUUCUGAACACUGAGUACGAAAUUUAUGCGUGAUAUAGUGCCCCUGAAAACCCCCACAGUGGAAUCAGUGACAUGGAACAUUUCUGCAACAAUCCCACAAUGCAAUAUAUCACGUUUUACAUCUGGAAAUUACCACCGUGCGUCUCUGCAUCUGUUGUUGAUGAUGCAAAAUGACGAUUCUUACGUUUCUCAAAUGUCAUUUUUCUGUUCACCACAGAGUAAACUACUGCGUGUCUAUAAGGAAUAGUGAAGGAGGGAGUGAUAAUGCACACAGGCCAGGAUUAUGAGAGAAGGAUGAGUCAUUGAAAAUAGCUAGAAACAACAACUAUCCAGCUGCAAGUGUACCUUUAACAUCACCUCUGUACAAUUCAUUGCGGUUAAUUGUUGCAUUUCUCAGUGCUUCACUCAUCCAAGAUGGUGUCACAUUCUCCUCUUAUAAUUAUAUAUUGGUUUACAUGUGGAUACGGCUAUGGUACACAGCUGCUGAUAAUAACUAUAGAUAAGUCAGGAAAAAUUGUUACAAAUGUAGAAUUUUUCUGUAUUUGUGAAAACAGCAGUAGCAGUAUAAAUGGUAGUUUCUUGUGUCACACACAUACAAGCACCAAGCCUUCAUAGCCCACAUAGUUAUUUUUGUCAGAAAAAGGACACAAGUGGUUGAAAACAAAUGUUUAGCAAUAAACCCCUGAUAAAAUGUGUUUUUUGUGAAUUUGAGUGUCUGAUAUCUGUGAAUUGAACAAAGUUAAAGCUCACUCCUCAACCAUAUAAACUCUAAGCAGAGACACAAGUAAGUCAUUCCUCAUUUUGCUUGGCCGGUAGCAGAAGAACUUCCUCAAAAACCAAACAACCCUUUAAAGCCUUUAAUUUAUCUAAUGCUAACCUUAACCAUGGCCGUACAAGGUCACCAUCCUUCAUUUUACUUUGUGGUUAGACCCGGGCCAGGUGUGGACUCGACCCUAACACCCCCCGACCGUGGGUCAGUGAAUGUAAACAUUUAGAUCAUGUAUGUUGACUGGGAGCUGAAAGCGGAUCCUCUCUGGGCACCUGGUUCUGCCCUCCAGCGUCCGCAGACCGCGAUGCUGCAGACUCACCAGCGGCGUCUUCUCUGCUGCAGCUGCCGAUUUGGCUCUUUUCAUUUGUUUCGUUAAUCAUAACUUCAUCAAAUGUGACUUUUGAUUUCACUCUGUAACGAUUUCGACUUUAUACGUAGCGAAAGUUAAAUACCUGAGUAAAAGAAAAUACUUAAGUUAGUGUGAAAUUACUUAUUUUUUAAAAAUACUCUAAAAAGUACAAGUAGACAAACGCAAACGUAAAACGACUUUGUUUCAGCAACAAGAGAAAAUGUAAGUUGUUACUUCCACCCCUGCUUAAACACGAGCAAAUGGU